Molecule: messenger RNA, 3274 nt
Organism: Gadus macrocephalus (Pacific cod)
Lineage: Eukaryota; Metazoa; Chordata; Actinopteri; Gadiformes; Gadidae
Gene: igf2bp2a
Product: insulin-like growth factor 2 mRNA binding protein 2a
Biological process (GO): nervous system development; regulation of gene expression
Cellular component (GO): nucleus; cytoplasm; cytosol
Molecular function (GO): mRNA 3'-UTR binding
Source: RefSeq, a predicted model, not a curated record
CAGACACACAGACACACACACACGCACUCACACAUACACAUACACAUAAAAUAUACACAAACACACACACACACAAACUGUCACUGUCAGAGGAAGCACUCUCUGAGAUAAGCAAAGAGAAAGUAGAUCUUCCUAUCGGAAUAAAUGUCCGACUUGUCUGACACCGGCAUAUUUUUAGGCCUGGAGCCAGUUUGUUUCCUGAGCUUGUAGCGGGUGAGCCAGAACACUAAUAGAAGCAACAACAUGACUUCUGUGAUUACCGUGCUCCUCCAUGAGUAGCCAGGGGUCCAGGGCCGCGAUCGGACCACAGACACACUCAGCUCUACACCGUAGACCUCUGUCAUGUGGGUCAAGGGGAAACUAUACAACACCUUGAUAAAGAAACUAUAGGCACCAGACAAGACAAAUAGUCCCGAAGCCGAUACAAAGAGAAGAGAUUGAGCAGAAAGCGUUUGUUUUUUCCGCGUGUCAACGAUACAGAAUAGUAUCGAUGACAAGUGGCCAAACCACAAACAAAGUAGCCGGUUUCAUUGGUUGUGCAACAAAGGCUGUUUGAGUUCUGAUUGGCUGUGAUGUUCUACAGUGAGCUAGGUGUCAUAUUGUAAAGAACAACAAACCAUCCAUCCAUAAAAAAGAGGUUAAAAAUCGUGUCCUUAAUUUUUUUGGUGUAAUGCCUCCCCUCGCUCUGUUUUCACGGGCCGUAGCACCCCACGCACGGCACACAAGGACUGCAUUCAAAGACAACACAAUGGCCUCAUCAUGCCCGUUAUGUUAAUCUGAUUUGGACCGGCCCACUCACCCAGUCAUGAGCACUGCUGGCCUGGGCUGUCUUGGAGCGUGUCCCGUAGACAUCGGUGUCAUUAAUUGGGUUAAUUAUGAGAGUACAACUCCAGAGUGUACUACUACUACCUCUACUACUACUAACGCUAACGCUACUACAAAAGUAUUUGUAUUGUCAGACAAAAAAAAUUUGAUUGUAAGAAUGAAAUGAUUUCGUUUGAGAUUUUCGUUUAUUUUGUGCUACUUUGUGUUUGGGAAACACAUUCCCAACACAACUUGGCCUUCCACAAAAUUGUAGUUGUCACACGGGAAUUUGUCAAUUGGAGCCCAGUUCCUGUAAGCAGCCAAUCGCUCGCGGCUGUGACCGCAGUGGGUUUGUGAUGAGUCCCUCCAUUCAUGCCCGGUCACUGGCACUGAGGCGAGGCAGGGCUGGUUGCCGUGGUAACGCGGCGACAACAACACAGCGUCAAGGCGCGGACGUGAAAAGACACAUGACCCACCGUUUCUUCUUCUUCUGUUGUUGUGCUUCUUGUCGUACAGUGAACACUGACACAGAGACCGCCGUGGUGAAUGUGACGUACGCCACAAAGGAAGAGGCCAAACUAGCUAUCGAGAAGUUGACGGGCCACCAGUUUGAGGAAUACUCCUAGGUGUCGUAUAUUCUGGACAUGGACGCCGCUCCGGCCUUCACGGCCCCGCGGAUGCGUCGCGGGGGCCGUUCCUCCAGGGACCAGGACCAGGGCUCCCAGCCGGGGCCCUCCGGGGGCUUCGGGGGCCCGCGGCACAAGCAGCACGACUUCCCACUGCGCAUGCUGGUGCCCACCCAGUUUGUCGGGGCCAUCAUCGGCAAGGAGGGCCUGACCAUCAAGAACGUCACAAAGCAGACGCAGUCCAAGGUGGACAUCCAUCGGAAGGAGAACGCGGGUGCGGCGGAGAAGCCCAUCACCAUCCACUCCACCCCCGAGGGCUGCUCCUCCGCCUGCAGCAUGAUCCUGGACAUCAUGCAGAAGGAGGCCUUGGAGACCAAGGCGACGGAGGACAUCCCCCUGAAGAUCCUGGCCCACAACAGCCUGGUUGGCCGACUGAUCGGGAAGGAGGGACGAAACCUGAAGAAGAUCGAGGAGGACACCGGGACCAAGAUCACCAUCUCCUCGUUACAGGACCUCACCAUCUACAACCCGGAGCGGACCAUCACCGUGAAGGGCUCCAUGGAGGACUGCUGCAAGGCCGAGGCGGAGAUCAUGAGGAAGCUGAGGGAGGCCUACGAGAACGACAUCGCUGCUAUCAACCAACAAACCAACCUAACCGCGGGCCUGAACCUUAAUGCCCUGGGCAUCUUCUCCUCCGGCCUCUCAGUGCUGCCCCCUACUGCCGGACCAAGGGGCGGCGUCCCCCAAGUGGCACCCGCGGGAUACAAUCCUUUCCUAAGUCACUCUUCACAUCUUAGUGGCCUCUACAGGGUACCGCCAGCAAGUACCCUGCCCCACCAGCACUCUCAGCAGGCUCCAGAGCAGGAGGUGGUCUACCUCUUCAUCCCUACUCAGGCUGUCGGGGCGCUGAUCGGCAAGAAGGGCCAACAUAUCAAACAACUGGCCCGCUUCGCUGGGGCUUCAAUCAAGAUCGCACCUGCAGAAAACCCAGAGGUGACCGAGAGGAUGGUCAUCAUCACCGGCCCGCCCGAGGCUCAGUUCAAGGCGCAGGGCAGGAUAUUCGGGAAGCUGAAGGAGGAGAACUUCUUCACGGCCAAAGAGGAGGUGAAGCUGGAGACCCACAUCAAGGUUCCCUCCACCGCCGCCGGGCGCGUCAUCGGCAAGGGCGGCAAAACCGUGAAUGAGCUGCAGAACCUGACCAGCGCUGAGGUCAUCGUUCCACGGGACCAGACCCCCGACGAGAACGACGAGGUCUUUGUGAAGAUCAGCGGCCAUUUCUUCGCCAGCCAGACUGCCCAGAGGAAGAUCCGGGAGAUCAUCCAGCAGGUGAAGCAGCAGGAGCAGAAGCACCAACAGCAGGGAGUCCCCGCGCCGCCCGCCCACCCCACCAAGUGACCCGGCCUCUGGGGGGGCGCUCCAGGGGGCGACCAGCCAAUGAAUGUAGCCCUCCCGACACACGGACACGGAGACGAUCCAAUCGAAAGAGAGAGCAACCAGGAAGGAGGAAGGAAGGCCGUGGGGGACACGGCGGGCAGACCAGCAGCACGGGAACAAAACCAAAGAACUUCAUUGGAGGGGACGGAGUGAGCAGAAUGCUGAGGGCGUAGUGUGCACUGCCAGCCAGGGGGGGGCGCUGAUAUAUACUUAUACGUUAAAAAAAAAUAUAUACAAAAAAAAAACAGAAAGGAUAAUAAAAAAUAAGAAUAAUAGUAAUAAUAAUGUUGAUGAUGAUGGGGGUGAUAAUAUGGAGAAUUGGACAUCUUUACAGUUAAAUUCAUUAAAAGAGGAAAAAAAAAACGACAAAAACAAUCAAAAGAAACUUUGAAAAGAAAAUUGACUUCGCC